This is a messenger RNA of Nothoprocta perdicaria, 1213 nucleotides long. It is a transcript of the gene STARD6, whose product is annotated as StAR related lipid transfer domain containing 6. Gene Ontology annotation, molecular function: lipid binding. The record is from RefSeq and is a predicted model, not a curated record. Lineage: Eukaryota; Metazoa; Chordata; Aves; Tinamiformes; Tinamidae. The transcript has 7 exons. The coding region runs from base 111 to 743 and encodes 210 amino acids.
GGGCGCCYGGCAGCGGUGCUGACCUUAGGCCCGCUGCCCGAGCCGCCCAUGACAAGGGAGCUCCCCAGGCGGGUAGCGGCCGCGCCGGCAAGGAGAGGGCGGCGAGAUAAAUGGACUAUAAGAAAAUUACGGAUGAAGUUGCAAAAAAACUUUUAUCGUACAACCAGGACACUUCAGGAUGGAGAGUGAUAAAAGUUUCAAAAAAUGUUACAGUUGCUUCAAAACCUUCAAAAGAGUAUUCAGGAAACCUAUACCGAGGAGAAGGGAUAAUUAAGGAAGUCCCUAGUAAAAUUAUUCCUUUUAUGUAUCUUCCUGAAUAUCGAAACAAGUGGGACAAAGCCUUGCAAUCUUACACACUGCUAGAGAAGAUUGACCAGGAUACCGGUAUAUAUCACAGUGUAACACAUAGUUAUGGCAUGGGACUGAUCUCAUCACGAGAUUUUGUUGACUUGGUGCAUGUUAAACCCUAUCCUGGUGGCAUCCUUACAACUAACUCUGUGAGUGUGGAAUAUUCAGGAUGCCCUCCUUCUCCUUCUUGUGUCCGUGGCUAUAACAAUCCUUGUGGGUAUGUGUGUUCCCCCCUGCCAGAGAACCCAGAGCAUUCCAAGUUAGUUGUAUUUAUUCAGCCAGAAUUAGGCGGAAUGCUUCCCUACUCUGUGGUGGAGACAGCAAUACCUACUACUCUCGUAAAUUUAAUCACUGAAACAAGAGCUGGACUAAAAGGCUUGAAAGACCAUAAUUAAAUGUAAGUGAAAAUUAAUAUGCACUUAUGCCAUGUGCAUCUUUGAUCUGGAUUAACUUUUAAUAGAGGAUGUAGUUUAGUAUUUUAAUUGUGGUUUAUGUGGAAAUGUGUAAAGCUUAUCUGUUAUAUAUUAAAUUAUGAAUGCUAUUUUUUUUCUGCUCAUGGGAGUCAUGUCAGAAUUUCUACUGAAGUGCCAUCAAAACUACAGGGCGUAGCUUUCAAUGUAAUCCAGUGAUGUUUUGUAUCUUUUUUGCACUAUAUAUUUAAUUACAUGUGAAUAUGGUGGUGUAAACUAUAGAAACGUUAAAAUAUAGUUAACAAAAAUAUUUUACCAUAGCUUUAAACACAUUUUGAUAAUUUUUUACCAUCAAAGUAUGUACUUUUGACUGACAUAAGCAAAUUUCCUGCAUACUAGAGAUUUUAAAUAUGUUUAUUUCUACAACUGUCUAACAGCAAUUUGCAACUCUUUCA